AUGUUCCCACAGCCAACAAUGGAACAGAUGCUUCAUCCGACACCGCGCGAGGGAUACUACGUCGUCGAAUUGAAUCGGAGUGUCUGGGUUGUCCCAAACUACUACAUUAAUCUCACUCCAAUUGGUACUGGAGCUUAUGGAACUGUUUGUGCUGCUGAAUGCACCAGGUCUGGAACUCGUGUCGCUAUCAAAAAGUUCAACCGACCCUUCCAAUCGAUCAUCCAUGCUCGUCGCACAUUCAGAGAACUCCGAUUACUUCGAUGCAUGCGCCAUGAGAAUAUUAUCGACCUCCUCGACGUCUUCACUCCAAAUGAGAACAUGAAUGACAUUGAAGACGUUUAUUUCGUGUCGAUGCUCAUGGGAGCUGAUCUUUCAAACAUUCUGAAGAUCCAGAGGCUCAACGAUGAUCACAUUCAGUUUCUAGUCUAUCAAAUUCUUCGUGGUCUCAAAUACAUUCAUUCCGCUGAUAUCAUUCAUAGAGAUCUCAAACCAUCCAAUAUCGCAGUUAAUGAGGAUUGUGAAUUGAAGAUUCUUGACUUUGGAUUGGCUCGUCAAACGGAUUCUGAAAUGACUGGAUACGUGGCUACCAGAUGGUACAGAGCACCAGAAAUCAUGCUCAAUUGGAUGCAUUACACACAGACAGUUGAUAUCUGGUCUGUUGGGUGCAUUUUAGCAGAGUUGAUCACUGGAAAGACGCUGUUUCCUGGAUCGGAUCACAUUGAUCAGUUGACCCGUAUUAUGUCUGUUACUGGAACUCCCGACGAAGAAUUCCUCAAAAAGAUUUCAUCUGAAGAGGCACGAAACUACAUCAGAAAUCUUCCAAAAAUGGCUCGUCGGGAUUUCAAACGCCUUUUCGCCCAAGCCACUCCACAAGCCAUUGAUCUUCUGGAGAAAAUGCUCCACUUGGAUCCAGAUCGCCGUCCAUCUGCAAAAGAAGCAAUGGAACAUGAAUAUCUUCAAGCGUAUCACGAUGAAUCUGACGAACCAAUUGCAGAGGAAAUGGAGUUGAAUGACGAUGUGAAGGCGGAUACAAUCGAUGAGUGGAAGAAAAUCAUUUGGGAAGAAAUCACAGAUUUCCAGAAGAAUGUGGCAUUUGCCGAUGAAGAGGAAGGAGACGAAGAUCAAAUGGAAUAA
This is a messenger RNA of Caenorhabditis briggsae, 1134 nucleotides long. RefSeq names its product Protein CBR-PMK-1 (gene Cbr-pmk-1). Gene Ontology annotation, molecular function: ATP binding; MAP kinase activity. The record is from RefSeq and is a predicted model, not a curated record. NCBI's taxonomy places the organism in Eukaryota, Metazoa, Nematoda, Chromadorea, Rhabditida, Rhabditidae. Gene Ontology annotation, cellular component: cytoplasm; nucleus. The coding region runs from base 1 to 1134 and encodes 377 amino acids. The transcript has 4 exons. Gene Ontology annotation, biological process: intracellular signal transduction; protein phosphorylation.